Rhizophagus irregularis DAOM 181602=DAOM 197198 is the source of this 741-nucleotide messenger RNA. RefSeq lists its product as uncharacterized. Gene Ontology annotation, molecular function: DNA-binding transcription factor activity, RNA polymerase II-specific; RNA polymerase II cis-regulatory region sequence-specific DNA binding. The record is from RefSeq and is a predicted model, not a curated record. Lineage: Eukaryota; Fungi; Glomeromycota; Glomeromycetes; Glomerales; Glomeraceae. Gene Ontology annotation, biological process: regulation of transcription by RNA polymerase II; anatomical structure morphogenesis; cell differentiation.
AUGCCAAAAUCGAAAUCAACCUAUAUGAGUUCAGGCAUGACCAACUACCUUCCUUCGCAAUUUAUGACUACCAACUCAAAUAAUAUCGUAUCAGAUUAUGAUACUGAUUUAUAUCAGAUCUUCAUAUCAUUGUUAACUAGUGAAAUACCUUAUAAAUUAACCCUUCCCUUCGAUGAAUUAUUAAUUCCUAAAAUUAAAAGCGAGGGGAAAAUCCCCAGGCCACUUAAUUCAUGGCUUAUAUUUUUAAAAGAUUUUACUGCCAAGAUUAAGACCGAAUCCAACGUUAAAUUAUGUAUCAAGGAUAUAAGUUCGAUGGCCAGCAAAUCAUGGAGUAAUCAACCUCCUCAAAUUAAACAGUUUUUUGAGGUAUUAGGUGUUUCCGCCAAACAAGUUCAUACCUUGAUUUUUCCUGGUUACAAAUUUCGACCCGAACGGAAAUAUAAACUUCGAUUCGAUAACAUUAGAAGCAAUACUGCGCCACGGUCCGAUCUGUCAUCACAACUUCCUUUAAAGGGAGAUUCAUCGUUGAUGAACGAAAUAUGUCAACCGAAUUCAUUUUCAUUGGGUGAUGAUUUCCCGUCAUCUCCAUCAUACGAUUUAUUGUCAUUAGAUGAUAUUUAUAAUUCAUUAUCACAAAAUAGCAACACAAUGAAUGAAAGCAGCAUAAGAUUCUCUCGAAUAUUCAACGGAGUUAAUGACUCACAAAUGACGUUCAUAACUAAUGAAUGGAUUUUUAAUUAA